This is a messenger RNA of Neopelma chrysocephalum (saffron-crested tyrant-manakin), 1143 nucleotides long. It is a transcript of the gene R3HDM4, whose product is annotated as R3H domain containing 4. Bases 97 to 870 code for a protein of 257 amino acids. The record is from RefSeq and is a predicted model, not a curated record. Lineage: Eukaryota; Metazoa; Chordata; Aves; Passeriformes; Pipridae. Gene Ontology annotation, molecular function: nucleic acid binding. The transcript has 8 exons.
CGGUGCCGGGCCCGGUGCCGCCGGUGCGGGCCCCGGGAGGUAGAGGCGGAGGGAGGUCGGUCCCGGUGCCGGUGCCGGGCCCGGGCCGAGUGGGCCAUGGUGGUGCUGCGGGGUGGCGCGGGCCCCGAGGAGCCGUUCCCGAGGAUCGAGGACUGCCUGCCCCCGCUGGAGGACUCCCCGUCCAAGCGGUUCUCCCCGUCCAAGCGCAAGCAGUAUUACAUCAACAAGGCCAUCCGCAACUCCGACCUCAUCCCCAGGGCCAAGGGCCGCAAGAGCCUCCAGAGGCUGGAGAACACUCGCUACCUGAUGACACUUCUGGAGCGGGACGACUGCGGGAGCGACGAGGGAGAGCUCGACCACUCUGCCACCCCCAGCAUCUUCACCGAGGCCUGUAACAACGAGACCUAUGUGGAGAUCUGGAAUGACUUCAUGAACCGGUCGGGAGAAGAGCAGGAGCGGGUCCUGCUAUACCUGGAGGAGGAGGCCAGGAAGAAGCACAGGAGGAAGCUGCCUGUCAAGAAUGAAGACAAGUGGAAAGAGCUCCCGGCCUACACGCCCCAGGAGUGUUUCCAGCGCAUCAGCCGCCGCCUGCGCGCCACCCUGAAGCGGGGCCGGAUCCCCAUGGGGACUCUGGAAGGGCUGGAAGAGGAGCUGCUGGGAUUCUUCUCUGUCACCCCCCACUCGGUCUACACAGCGCUGAUGGACAACAGCUUCGAGCGGCUCCUGCUCCACGCGCUCUGCCAGUACAUGGAUCUCGUCUCUGCCAGUUCGGACAUCGAAGGGAAACGUCAGAUGAAAGUGAGCAACAAACACCGCGUGUUCCUGCCCCCCGAGCUGCUGCUCUCAGACUACCUGGGGCAGCUCAGCUGAUGCCCCGAGGGCCGCCCUGCCCCUCCUUCAUCCGCUCUGGCCUCCCCCAGCCCCCUGGACCCUCGGACCUUCCCUGCCGCAGGAGGGGCAGAGCUGGGGGCUCGUGACCGUGCCCCCGGGGCCGGUGUGGGCAGGGCAGCCCUGCCCGGUGCCGCCGUGGGUGUGGAGCCCGCCCCGCUCCCCACGCUGCCCUCCUGGAACUGUUUGUGUGUCUAUUUAUAACCUAGGUGUUUUUAAAAAUAAUCAGGCGGGGCCAACCCCCUCUGGCGCUGA